This is a messenger RNA of Magnolia sinica, 1902 nucleotides long. RefSeq names its product receptor-like protein EIX2. NCBI's taxonomy places the organism in Eukaryota, Viridiplantae, Streptophyta, Magnoliopsida, Magnoliales, Magnoliaceae. Gene Ontology annotation, molecular function: protein binding. The record is from RefSeq and is a predicted model, not a curated record. Bases 1 to 1902 code for a protein of 633 amino acids. The transcript is spliced from 2 exons.
AUGCUCCCAUCCCUAAUGCUCUUGGAAAUCUUUGGUCCUCUUCCACGAUUUCUUGAAAGAUCUCUGUCCUUGAGAGAAUUGCGUCUCAGUAAAAACAAGUUUAAUGGAAGUCUUCCAGAAAAUAUUGGACAGCUUUCAGAGCUAGUCAACCUUGAUGUGUCUUCUAACUCUCUUCAGGGUGUUGUAACAGAAGCCCACUUUGCUAAUCUACCUAGAUUAGAGGAAUUACGCAUUUCAUCCAACUCGUUGAUUUUGAAUGUCAGCUCUGAUUGGGUUCCUCCAUUCCGACUCAAAAUUAUCAGAAUGGGUUCUUGCAGAGUAGGGCCCCUGUUUCCUGCAUGGCUUCAGACGCAAAUUGAUUUCCAUGUACUAGACUUCUCCAAUGGAGGGAUUUCUGAUAGAAUGCCAACUUGGUUUUGGAAUCUAUCCUCUGAAAUCACCUAUUUAGAUCUUUCCCAUAAUGUGAUUUUCGGAAACAUACUCAAUUCAUUCAACUACGGUGGCCUUUCAAGUGUGACCCUCUUCGAUCUCUCUAACAAUUCAUUUUCUGGGCAUAUUUUCCCCAGCAUUGGUGAUAUGAUGCCUAGUUUGAAUUACCUGUCUCUUUCUGGGAAUCAAAUUGAAGGUGGCAUUCCUCUCUCUGUGUGUAAAAUGAAAUAUUUGUCAGUUCUCGAUGUCUCAGGAAAUCGUUUAUCAUCACAAAUCCCUGGAUGUUGGCAUGAUUCAAUGAUUAUAUUCGUAAUUAAUUUGUCAAACAACAAUCUAUCUGGGGAUAUUCCUAGUUCAAUGGGUUCUUUAUUUUUUCUCGACUCAUUGCAGUUGAGAAACAAUAGCCUUUCCGGAGAACUUCCUUCAUCUUUGAAGAAUUGCAAGAACUUGGUUUUACUUGAUCUUGGUUUAAAUCAGCUCAUCGGAAACAUACCUGUUUGGAUUGGAGAAAGCCUAACUUCUUUGAGAUUUCUUGUGCUUCGGUCGAACAUGUUUUAUGGAAAUAUUCCUCCACAGCUCUCACUUCUGACUUCCCUUCAGUUCUUGGAUCUCGCACAGAAUAAUCUAUCAGGAACCAUUCCCAGUAGUUUCAGCAACCUGAGUACCAUGGCUUUUUUACCGGGAGAGUUCGGGCCCAUUUUGCAUGACCUUUCUGGCACUAUUGCGAAGAUAACAAAGAAAAACAGAACUUCAGUUGUGGUACCUAUGAUCUAUUUGGACAGCUAUCGAGAGAAUAUGUUGAUUGGAGGAGAGGAAUUAAAUUUUGGUGGAGUUCUUACAGCGGUAAUCGGCUUGGAUCUUUCAAACAACAAUCUAUCUGGUGAGAUUCCUGAGGAACUUACGGGUCUUUUUGGAUUGUUCAUCUUGAAUUUAUCGGGAAAUCAUUUUAUGGGAAUGAUACCAAGGAAUAUCAGCAGAUUACAAGACUUAGAAUCUUUGGAUCUAUCAAGAAAUCAGCUUUCCGGUGUGAUUCCUCAAGGCAUGGCUAAUUUAUAUUUCCUAUCUUUAUUCAAUCUGUCGUACAACAACUUGUCAGGGAGGAUUCCAACCGGAAACCAAUUGCAAAUCUUCGACUCAUCAACAUAUAUAGGCAACUAUGAUCUCUGUGGCCCUCCAAUUACAACCGAGUGCACCAAUGAUCGACAGAGUCAAUAUCCAAAGGUUAGUAGUAGAGAAGAAGAUGAAGAGAGUGCCGAUGUUCCUGAAAUGCUAUGGUUUUAUGUUAGCAUUGCACCGGGAUUUGUUGUUGGGUUUUGGGGAUUCUGUGGCAUUUUAAUAUUCAAGAAGCCUUGGAGGAUUGCCUAUUAUCGGUUCUUUGAUGACGUGACAGAAAGGUUCUUAGCUACAGUGGAAAUAAAGAUAGCAAGAUUGCAAAGAAAGAUAUCCAGACAAAAACUAGGAGGCCAAGGGUAA